GUCUCGCGUGAUGAAAUUUGCGGCGACGGGAUUAUGUGAGAGACAGGAGUAGGAAGCGUACAGCUGUGAGAGAUGUAAAUAGCGAUCCGGGACAGCGGAAGUGUUGGACAAUGGACACUGUUCUUGUAUAUGGAUUACAGGCUAAUGUUUGAACUCCCUCGCCCAUCUUUACUCAAUCCUCACACUGUUGUACUCGGACGAAAAACUUGCCGCACAGAAAGCUGUGUGGGGAAAAGAAGGCGCUGGCACCAUAGCAACUGCCUCUCUCUUCGGAAGUCUGCAGCUCACUGGAAGUAGGAGGCCGGGAAUACAAAGUACAGAAAAAUAGACAAAUAAAGGUAUGGGACCUGUUAGCCAGAAUGCUUGGGGCCUGGCGCUUUCCGGAUAAUUGAUCUUUCUGUAAUUUGGAUCUUUAUACCAAUGCAGGCAGCGGAGAGAGAUGCAUCGUCUCUGGCGGGUUCCAGCUGGUCGGAGGGAAGCCCAACAAUGACAGAAUCACACUCGGAGUCUCCACAAAGCACCACCAAAUCACGGGCAUUUGACCUCUUCAACCUGGUAGUCUCCUAUAAGAGAAUAGAAAUAUAUUUGGAGCCUAUUAAAGAUUCAUGGGAAGGAAUCAAAUAUCUACUGAGGUGGCAGAUGCCCCUUUGCUCAGUUUUUACCUGCAUCACACUAAAUAUUUUUCUGCUAACCCUAAAUGAAGUGGCUUGGUUCUCUGUGGGUGCCCUAUUCAUCUCAAUACCGGCUCUAAUUGGAUACCUCCAGGAGAUGUCCAAAAUCCACAUUCCUGAGCCUGAACUCGCCCGAAGAAAAUAUUACAGUGUACGGCGGGAAGAGCUACAGAAAGUUAAGCUUUCUCGCCAAGAAGCGGUGGCAGAGUUUAAAAGUUUUUUAAUUCACUUGGAGAGCAUAUUGAAUUUGAUUUGUGGCAGUUGCGAACGAGUCUAUCAAGUCCUCUACUGGCAGAAUCCUGCUGCCUCGUUUCAGUUCUAUGGAUUGCUGCUAGGUGCAGUAUGCAUUCUUUAUCUGCUGCCCUUGUACUGGAUUUUGGCCAUUGUGAAUAGCACCUUAUUUAUAAAGAACUCUGACUUCUACAGAGUUGUUGCCGAGUGCAAAGCAUCCUUGCAGCAGAAAGGCAGCACUGAGAGCAGCUCUAUAGGACCAGCUCCAUCUUGUCAAGAAGUAGAAAAUGGCUCAAUUUUGGAUCAAACUCCUACUCCAGUACCAACCAGUUCUGAGUUCUCCUCCUGCUUGGACGAGUUCACAAGCCAUAAACUGAGCUUCACUUGCACUGCAUCCCAUGAUCCCAGCCUUGCCAUGGAUCUUUCUCCCGGGAGUGUGGAAGAGGCAGAGGAGGCUGAACCAGAUGAAGAAUUUAAAGAUGCAAUAGAGGAACAACAGCUAAUGACAAUGGACGAGGAUGAUGUGUCCCAGUGCAGUGCUGAAUAUGAUAGCCUCCAAGACAACGGUUUUCUCAGCAAGAAUGAAGUCAUUAAAAGCAAAGUGUCUAAACUCACCGAAAAGCUGCGGAAACGAUAUCCCACCAAUAACUUGGGUACAUGCACUGGAUGCAAUGCUACAUUUUCAGUACUAACACGGAAGAGGCGCAGUUGCACUAACUGUGGAAAUAUACUGUGUUCGAGAUGCUGUUCAUACAAAGUUCCAAAAUCUGUUAUGGGAGCGACAGCUCCAGAUGCACAGAGAGAAACUGUGUUUGUUUGUGGAAUUUGCAACCAGGCAUUAAGCAAAUAGGAACUGAAUUAUCCCCAUGGACGCAACUGAACUAUCUUCUCAAUCAUCGGUUAUGUGUAGAGCCAUCUAUACAGUAUAAUAUCUCUGCUGUGAAUGUGGUAUUUACACAACUCUGUUCCUGUCUGCAUAUGCAGCUAUAGCAUUCCUGUCUCAAAUGCACUCUGGUAGUCGCCUAGUUGUGCAGUCGUAUUCCCGGGGAAACUGGAUCAGCAGCUUUGGCUCUCUUGUUUUCAGCAAAAUGUAGGCUUUGCAAGGUUCCAUGAUAACAGCAAAAACAUGACACCUCCUUAAGCAAGUGGGAGCCUAAUCAGAAUUUUAAUGUAGAUAUCAGGUUAGGAGGCGCACACUUUAAGUAGCAAUUUUGAGGUGAUAAUCCACAGGAGUUCUCCCCAUGUGGGUUUCCAAAGUUAACAUGUAUAAAAAAUAAACUAAAGGAUUGCACACUCAAUUUAGAAAAAAAACAAAAUAAAAAAGUAUUUAUUACAUCAAAAGAAAAAGGAACGAAAAAAUACAAAAGGUAACAAAAAAUUCCAAAAUAACUAGUGAGCCCAGCGCGUUUCUACCAUGGUGAUCUUCCUUAGGGGCACAAAAAAUCAAAAAGAAAAAGAUUUUUGAUUUUUUGAGCCCCUGAGGAAGAGUACCAUGAUUGAAACAUGUUGGGCUCACUACUUAUUUUGGUAUUUAUUGUUACCUUUUGUAUGUUUUGUUAACAUAUGCUUUUUAAUGUAAUGAACACUUUGUUUUGCUUUUCUAAAUUGAGUGUGUAAUCCUUUAGUUUAUUUCAAUCCAAAUUUUAAAUCUGGUUAUUACUGUAUUGCUGGGUAACACUAAGCAUGCUACAUAGCAGAAGUCAGUGCAAAUUGCAGAAGCAAAAUGGGUGAUAUUCAGAUUAUCCAGGAAGUUUGUAUUUGUCCAGUGUCAGUAGAAGCACUGAAUGCUCAGCUAUCAUUAUUAUAAAUUAUUCUACUGUAAGUACAUAGUUGGGACCAGUAGAGAUACCAUAGUAUUUAACUUUCACACUAUGCACUUCACUUGUGUUUUCAAUGGAGUGAACACCAUUGUUUAAGAAAUACUUCUUUUUGCUGUCUUGUCUUCCAUUGUUGUGCUCUUGUUUUUUUUUUUUUGUUUUUUUGCAAAACAAUUAUCAGUCUGCCUAGCAUUUAUCUUUUUUGGUCUUUUAAUGUUCUUUCUCUUGAGUUUUCCUUUUGAGUGUUGGAGGCCAGUUGCCUCCUUAUUUCUCUUUUAAUAGGUGAAAUUAAUUGGGCUUUGUGCAAUGGCUGCUUAUGAGUUGGGUGAUAUUAUCCAAUCCAAUACAUUAACUACUAAUGAAAUAUUGCCAUUUGGUCCUUUCUAAAACGACUAUGUUUUACUCCACUAACCAUGUUCAUUUCCGGCUUGUGUUCUCCCGGAUGGAAGGUCUACAAAGGCCAAGUAUAGUAUAUCUACGUAUGCACAGCUUUUUUAUACUUGAGGUGGGCACAAUGUACUACAAGUAAUCAGCAACACUGGAGUUCAUGUUGUUUCUUGUUUUGUGACAUUACUGAAUUUUCUUUAGUCUUUAAAAAUGAACAUGCCUCCUUUUUACAAAACAGAGUAUUAGUAAAUACAAAUCCAUUAUUGACCCCACCUUUUUAGCUGGCUGUUGAAAAGUAGGGUUGGGGUAUGGAUUGCUCCUCGGCAAUCAGUGAAGAUUAUACAUGUACAAAAGGAAAAACUUCAGGUUUUAUGGCAGUAGAACAUGCAUACUUUAUUAAGCAUUUGUAAAAUGUAUUAAAAAAAACUAAAUUCAAUAAAAUAAACAUUAAUUUGGAGGGGGGAUAUUUCUUGUUAAUUAUUAACCACCUGUGGUUUGGUGUUCCCUGAAAUUACAGCCUGAGAAGUUUUGCAAGCUUUAAUCCACAUGUAUAAUGAAUAAUGAGGUUUCAUGAUUAUCAGUUUUUUUUUCUCCUUUUAUUUUUAAGGAUUGAAUCUGUUUCCUCUUUUAAUACAUAUUCACGUACCCCACAAUACAGUUUAGAAAAAAAAACACUUCUAAAUAAAAUUUACAGUAUCAUAUAGGAAUAUACUGUAUUUAACUGAAAUACCUUCUGUUUUAAUUAGUCUAACAAUCCUUAAUGAUGGUUUUUAAAGUUGUGGCAAUGUAUUUAUUAUAUUUAUUGUGAUGCUUAUUUUUUGUAAAUUUAACCUAAUAUAAGAAAUAGUCGUUCAAAGUUAAGGGAAGAUAAUGUUUUAUUAUAGUUUAUCCAUUUUUGUUUAAAUUAUAUUUCUCGUUGUAUUUGGGCAUUACUUACAGCAAAACCUUUGCGUUUUUUCUGUUUUCUUUAUGGCACCAACAAAUAAAAUGAGCCUUAGAUCUUAUUUUAGAGACAGCCAUGGAUUCCUGCUCUUUUGAAAAGUGCCAGUGACCAAUCCAUUUAUACCACUGAUGUUGGUAGACCUUCCCCAGGCCUGAUAAUUAAUUGAUAAGGAUUUUGUAUUGUGCAGAUAUUAAUUAAGACUUGAGGGGCAUAUACUUCAUACAUUGUCUUAUCCAUUGACCUUCCUUGUGGUACAGUGACUGAGGAAUAGCUUUGCUUCAAGUUUGAACGGUUGAUAUUAUAAUGAAGUUUAGAGAUUCCCAACCUUCAAUGGAAGCUGACAAGUUCAAAGGCAAAAAAGGUUUACCCCUCCCCAAUAAUGAAACAAAACAUGGAAACUGUUAACACUGAAUGAACCUUUAUUGGUGUUUAAUAAUCAUCUACAUAGACAGGUUCUGUACAGGAAUGGGAUCUGUUAUCCAGAAUGCUUGGGACCUGGGGGGUUUUACGGAUCUUUCCGUAAUUUGGAUCUAUGGGAGACAGCCUUUCUUGAUAACUGAUCCCAUACCUGUACAUAGGGUUGAACCUUUUUGCCCGUCUAACUCCGGGCAGGGGGCGAGGCUGUAAUGUAACUGGGGGCGGGGCAGUGACACAACGGGGCUUGGUCGUGACUUCAGCCAGGGCUGUGAGGUGGCGAUUGGCCUAUCGCUGCAUGAAUCAUAGGAAAUCCUGCAUGGCUUUCCUCAUUUGGAAAGCCGGGCAGGCAGUUUUGACCCGGACACCCAGGUUUUUUGAAGGUUAGUCCGGGUCAAAACCGGACAGGUGGCAACCGUACCUGUACUGGAAAUAUUUUAAUAAAAAGUCAAAAUUCAAAAAUGAAAAAGGUUUCCUUCAGGUAAUUUAUCAUGAACAUAUUGCUUGGUAUGAGGUUGGCACAUACUGGUAACUGCAGUAUGAAUCUGACUUAUCACCAUAGAUUGGUAGUUAUAUAUUUGUGUUAUAUAUUUAGAGGAGUGUCAAGUAUAUAGAGAGGGAUGCCAUAAAUAUAUAUAUAUUUAUAAACGUAUGAUUUUCUUUAACACACUAUCACCAUCAUUUCCCUAAAAAAAAUUCCCUCCCCAACCAGCAAAAUGAUGCACAUACUGAUUUAGUACGUUUUUAUAAACAAUGGGUAGAUUUGCUUAAACCAUGGCAACAAAUCAGAUAAUUGCUUUCUGUGCUCAACCUGCAGCUAGCUGGAAAAAGCUGAAAAAAAUCUAUGGGUUAAUACUAAGGUGCAAAUUUGCCCACUGUCUAUAAAUGACCCCACCCCCAAGAACUAAGCCUUUAAAUUGCACUGGGGAGUAAAAAAUAUACAUUUAUGUGAAAAUAUGGUGAUAUUGUCACUUAAUGGAGCUGUAAAUUCAUCAAUAGAACCAUACUCCCCAAUAUGGCUUUAUUUUUCUUUUAAAGGUAAUGUUAUAACAGUGUUUUUAUCAUCGUGCUUCACUUUUGAGAACUGUGGCAAUCAAAUGUCUUCCUUCUGGCAGCUGCUUGCUCAGUUAGAAAGGGCUCCCUAUGAAACACCACAUUGCUUUUGCUAUUUCUUGUUCCCAACUACACCUAAUGGCACUGUGCUGUGUUUUAGGACAUAGAGCACCAUUAGAAUGAGUAGUGUCAACUGCCUGGAAAGCUCAUUUUGAUCACAAUGGUUCUUCAUGAGGCGACUGUAGAGCCCAUAAACACCGUUGGCAUUAAAUGAAUGUUGGUACAGAUAUACAGUAGGAUCCAUUAUUCAGAAAGUUCCGAAUUACAGGAACACCAUCUUCCAUAGGCUUCGUUUAAUCAAAUAUUUCAAAUUUUUAGAAAAUAUUUCCUUUUUCUCUGUAAUAAUAAAACAGUGCCAUGUACUUGAUUUCAGCUAAGAUAUGUUUAAUCAUUUAUGAAGCCAAAACAAUCCAGUUUAUUUAAUGUUUAAAUUAUAUUGUAUUAGACUUAAGAUAUAAUGAUCCAAAUUACAGAAACACCCCUUAUCCGGAAAUCCCCAGGUCCCUAGCAUUCUGUAUAAUAGAUCCUGUAUUUAAUUUUUUCUUCAAAAUGACUUUUUCUCACCAUGUUGCUAUUCUUAAUAUGUCGGUACAGUCAUCUGACAAAAUAACCAAUUUUCCAUGUAUUUUUCUAAAUAAAAUUCACAAAGGGUGCCUAGAAUUUCAUGUGUCUGGUUUAAUGUAUGUUAUUCUACUUCUAUAUCUUUAAUUGAUGAAUAAAAACAAAUGUAACCAAUUA
Molecule: messenger RNA, 6314 nt
Organism: Xenopus laevis (African clawed frog)
Lineage: Eukaryota; Metazoa; Chordata; Amphibia; Anura; Pipidae
Gene: zfyve27.S
Product: protrudin
Exons: 16
Coding region: 421-1752 (443 amino acids)
Source: RefSeq, a predicted model, not a curated record